AUGGUUUUCAAAGCAGGAGCAAAACUAUUGGGGAUAGUAAUAAAAGAGAAUAUAAGAGAAUGUUUGCGACCAAGAGAAUUGAAGCGUUACAAAAGUCAAGUUUAUGAAAACGUUGAAUAUGAUUUUAAAAGAUUUGAAAGAGAUUUGAUGGAUUUUUAUCCAGUUGAUCCUAUAAUACAUCUCAGAAGGUUUAACCGAGAAGUUAAUUCAUAUCUUCAAAUGAAUAAGGAGAGCAUUGAAAAUCUUAAGCAGAGAGUUGAAAGUGUUAGGCAAAAAACAGUAAGGAGUUUACAAGAAAAAGAAGGGGUAAAGAGAAAUGAGAUGGCGAGAAAUGAGGUAAAGGGAAAUAGGAUGGGUAUUGAUCAUAAUAGUCAUAGCAAAUUAAAUAAUAAUGAUGGUGAUACAAGUAAUACUGCUAGUACCACUGCUAGUACCACUGGUACCACCAUUACUACUAAGAAUAAUGAUAUAGUAUUUCAAUUUUUAAUUGAGGAUUCAAUUGUAUUUAAUAAUUUUGGGUCAAUGGGAAUAUACUUUAAUCAAGUUUUAAAGGAGGUUGGAGAAAGAUUAUAUUGUGAGAAUCAAAUUCAGUUUAAUGACUUCCCAUUAUUGAAACAUUUUGAUGUUAAUUUCGAAUAUUAUUGGAAGGAGAUUGAUUAUAAAUUGUUAUUGGAAAUAAUGGAACUAUUGGAGAUAACAAUUAAAGAGAGUGAAGAAAAAGUAUUUUCCAUAAAAAUGAAUGAAGAUGUGAGUACAAAUGUGAAUGAGAAUAAUGUUGUCCAAAUAUUUCGAGUUUUAGAUAUACUAAAGCAGGAUAUUUUUAGAAAUAUCUAUUCAAGGACAAGUAAGGUUAAUCCACUUGCAGUCUUUGAUCUACUUUAUAAAAAAGGUGAUGGUAGGUAUUGUACAAAAGUAAUGUCUAUGAACAGACCAUUUUGUGAGUAUUUAUUCAUUAAAGAGAUACACUAUAGAUUGCAAAGGGAGAUUUUUGGAAUUAGGGAAAUUAAUAAAAAAAUCAUCAAAGAAAUUAAUAAGAGCAAUAACAAAUGUGAAUUUGGAUUAUUGAUAAGUGAUUUUGGAGUUAAAUUCAAUGUGUAUAAUUUCAAGGAAUUAUUGAAAAGUCUAAUUAAAGUAGAUCCAUUAACUAAAUCAUUGUUUUUGAAAGUUGAUAAAAAAAACCCUGUGCUGACUUAUAAAAGAGCAUAUUAUAAAAAUAAAAUGUCUAUUAUACCAGAAAAGGAACAAGUUGUCAAUGUUUCUGAUCCGUUAUUUUUGAAAAAUUCGAAACUAGAUAUUAAAAAAGAAGCCACAAAGAUAAGGAACAAAAGUUUCAAAGAUUUUUUCAUCAAGAAAAAUGAUCAGGUUCAUUAUAUAAAAUAUGUUAUUAUUGAAAGAAACAGGAACAGCGAGGCAUUGAUUAAGAUUGCAAGAGAGUUGGGCUGCAAGUUGAUAGUGGUAAGCAAGAAAAGCUAUUCCUCAAUAGAAGGGGAGAUUGAAGCCUAUAAAACAUUCCAGCAGCUUGACCAGUUAAGCAAUGCAAAGGAAGUUGUGUUGAAUAUGUUGGAGCUCGACAAGCUUGUGGUGAAAGACCGGAAUGAGCUAUUGGAGCUCAUCCGGAUAUUGAGCGAAAACAUCUUGAGCAAAGUGCAAAAGGAGCCAGAAGGAUUUGAAGAGUUCCUUGAGCAGAUGACAUAGUCCUAUUGUUGUUUUGGCAGGCAUGUUCGGUGCAGAUCUGUGUACACUUGGCAAUAGAAACGUCAAACACAAACACCGAGACAUGCGUUCAUAACCGCAUCUGGCAGCAAGCGCACUGCAUUUCUGCGUGUAUGUAUGCAGUGCAGCGGAACCAGCGCGGCACUCGGCAGAUGGGUGGAAAUCAAGCAAGUCCGCGAGGGAGCGGUUUAUAAAUAGAAACGAAUGGAGCAGCUCAUUAGAAACGGUAAGAGGGACGGACCACAAAGAACACAAUAGGCGGCGGUACAAAAGAGCGGAGGGACGAG
Messenger RNA from Ascoidea rubescens DSM 1968, 2000 nucleotides. RefSeq lists its product as uncharacterized. The record is from RefSeq and is a predicted model, not a curated record. Lineage: Eukaryota; Fungi; Ascomycota; Saccharomycetes; Ascoideales; Ascoideaceae. The transcript has a single exon. The annotation marks the transcript as partial.